CAACUGGAAAGUAGAAACACUGUAAAAGUGGUAAUUUUCGUAGCGUAUUGCUGUCCGUCAUCAAUAACUCGCGUAAUUCGGGCGUGUGCUCCAUUUACGCUUUUAUUGAAAGAAACUAACCGUUUUACAUCGCCGCCGACGCACACGAGCGUUCGCGCCGUCGUUUGCCGCUCAAAGACUGUCAUGAUAUCGUCCUUUACACCACACCCUUGGGUAUCGUGAAUCGUAGUCGUGAACUGUUGCGUGUUUAUUGCCGACGGCAGCGUUUGAGGCUGUUGUACGGGUUGGAUUACGUUAAUCUGUGUACGGUGUAGUGUUAUGUGUAUAAGUUAGCGGUUGCAUAGUUGUGUUGGAGAGCGCGGACACAUUGAUGGGCAGAGUCGUGUGCGGCUGGCAGGCGGCAGACGAGCCGCAGCGGCGGGUGUUUGCUUCCUGGAGGGUCUACGAUAAAAUCAGCCACACUGGAACUGAUGGAAUUAGAGAAUAUCGUCGCGAACACUGUUUAUUUGAAAGCCAGAGAGGGAGGUUCCGAUAGCAAUAAGGGCAAAAGUAAGAAGUGGCGGAAGAUCCUCCAGUUUCCUCACAUAUCACAAUGUUUAGAUAUAAAAACAAAAAUAGAUGUAGGUUACGACUACGUAGUAGACCAGCAGCCGAUAGGCAAGCUGCUGUUCCGGCAGUUCUGCGAGAGGAACCGGCCGCAGUAUCACAAGUACAAUAACUUUCUAGAUGCGUUUUGCUUGCAGACAGACAGGUAUGAGGUGGAGGUGGACGAGACGCGUGCGAUGCUCGCGGCCGAGGUGUUCGGCAGGUACCUGAAGACCGACGACUGCGAGGCUGUCACCGACGUCGUCAGCAGGCAGGUCAUUGAUGAGGCCAGCGCUACGAUUGAUGCCGGCGCUAAAGACAUAUUCAUAGAAUGCGUGCGAUGCGUGAAGAGUUUCCUGGCGGGCGCUCCGUUUGCGGAGUUCGAGCGCUCCAUGUAUUUCCACCGCUACCUGCAGUGGAAGUGGCUGGAGGCGCAGCCGGUCACGCAGCACACCUUCAGGAUGUACCGGGUCCUCGGCAAGGGAGGCUUCGGAGAGGUCUGCGCUUGUCAGGUCCGAGCGACGGGCAAGAUGUACGCGUGCAAGAAGCUGGAGAAGAAACGCAUAAAGAAGCGCAAGGGCGAGGCCAUGGUGCUGAUCGAGAAGCAGAUCCUGCAGCGCAUCAACUCGCGCUUCGUCGUCAACCUCGCGUACGCGUACGAGACCAAGGACGCGCUGUGUUUAGUACUCACUAUUAUGAACGGUGGCGACCUGAAGUUCCACAUCUACAACAUGUGCGGCGCGGACACGGGGCUGGGGCUGGAGCGCGCGCGGUUCUACGCCGCGCAGGUCGCCUGCGGACUCGAGCAUCUGCACAAGAUGGGCAUCGUCUAUAGGGACUGUAAGCCGGAGAACAUAUUGCUGGACGACGCGGGCCACGUGCGCAUCUCGGACCUGGGGCUGGCCGUGGACGUGCCCGAGGGGGGCAGCGUGCGCGGCCGGGUCGGGACCGUCGGGUACAUGGCACCCGAGGUGAUAGACAACGAGCGGUACACGUUCAGCCCGGACUGGUUCUCGUUCGGGUGCCUGGUGUACGAGAUGAUCGAGGGCCGCGCCCCCUUCCGCGCGCGCAAGGAGAAGGUCAAGCGGGAGGAGGUCGAUAGGAGGGUUAAACACGAGCAAGAGAAGUACUCGUCGAAGUUCAGCGAGUGUGCACGAGCCCUGUGCACGGCGCUGCUGUCGAAGUCGUGCGUGUCCCGGCUGGGCUGCGGCGCGGGGCGGCGCGGGGCGGCCACCGUCAAGCAGCACCGCUUCUUCGCGCACCUCAACUGGGCCAGGCUCGAGGCCGGCAUGGUCGACGCGCCAUUCGUGCCCGACCCGCACGCAGUAUACGCGAAGGACGUGCUGGACAUCGAGCAGUUCAGCACGGUGAAGGGCGUGAACCUGGACGCGGCCGACGACACGUUCUACGGCAAGUUCAACACGGGCUCCGUCAGCAUCCCCUGGCAGACCGAGAUGAUCGAGACCGGCUGCUUCGCUGAGCUCAAUGUCUUCUCUAGAGGUGAAGACGGCAAGGAGUGUGCUACAGCGGACCUGCAGCUAGUCCCGGCCACUACGACGCCCGAGGAGGAGAAGGGCUGCUUCCUAUUUGCCAGAAGGGUACUAUGUCCACAAAAGAAAGUAUCAGCCCGGCUGCGCGCGGUGCCGGUCCCGGAGCACCUGUUGCUGCCGUCGUCGCCGGCGCCGGGCGGCUUGGCGUGGCCCGCGGCGGAGGCUGCGCCCCCCGCGGCGGAGCCCCCCGCGUCCGUGAGCUGACCGCCCGCUGCCGCCCGCAGCCCCCCUCACUAACGCCCGACAUAGCGGUGCACUGCCGAACACGUGACUACUUCACAAGUAAGCAAAUAUUACCUAAACGCUAAACCCCGAUUAGAAGAGUCUUACCACAGUUUGACGCCUAACUAAAGCAUGGAUUACGUGAGAGUAACGCGAGCCCGUGCCGACACCAAUGAUGAUACAAAUAUAUAGAGUUAUCAUAGAAACAAAUAAAUAGUUAAUUUAACAAAUUGACUCGUCUCUACACGCAUCGUCCACUUAAUUCAAAGACAUUAUUGUAUGCAAUAUUUUGUUCCUGACGUAAUUAUAAUUUAAAAAUGUCGUGACAAACUUAAUUAAUGUUUAAGUUGUUUAAAUAACGACUGCCUUAUGGCGUAACUGUAUUACGUAAUGUAGCGUCAAUUGUGUAGACAUUAAUUUGACUUGGCGAUACACUACCAUGCACCUUUUAAAGACAAAAGUAAAAUACUAGCCGAAUGUGGUUUAAGCUUAGCUAGUUUCGUAAAGGCAAUGAAUUAUGUGAAAAUAAACUUUAUACUUAAGUGAAGAGAGGUGAAAAUGGAUUAUCAACUUUUUUGUUUAAUCAUCUCUUAAAAUCUUGUACGUUCAAGCCCCAUUAUCAAAUGGUUGUAUAUGAGAACUUAUGUGUAAAUGAAAUUGGAACCUGUAUACGUAGUAAUAUGAUGCAUUCUCCCUUGUACCUGUCGGUUAGUGUUUUAUCUUCGAAUUGUAUCCUAUGUGACGUAUUUCGAAUGCUAUUUUUGUAUCUAUUUUUUGCAUUUAAAUUGUCAUGUACCUUUCUUGGAAAGUUGCACGCAAGUCCAUAUAAGUUAAUUUGGUAAUUCGCAUUAGACGUCUCAAGUAAAACUUGCAAUUCAGAUUCAUUCAUUCAUACCUUCACGCCUGUCUCCCAUGAGGGUAGGCAGUUCAGAUAGAUUUUUUAUAAUAACUUAUAGCAUGCCCAGUUUUGUAAGAUAAGUACUUUACGUGUAUUGGCAAUACAUAUUUAAGUUUUCUUUUAUAAAUGUUUCAUAAUUUGACAGCAGAUAUUGGUGCAAAUAGUACAAUAUUUAUAAUACUGCUGAGUCUCUUAUGACUAGGCAUAAGUGCUUUAGACUUUAGCCCUUUUAAUUUUCUGUUCAAAAACAUUUGUUUCUGAUGAUUUUUAUUUAAUAUUAAAAUAGAUACAAAAACAGCAUUCGUUGAAAUCCUAUAAUAUAAGAAUCAUACGUAAUAACAUCUUAGUGUGACCUGUUAAAAAUAAUCAUGAACAAUUUUAGUUUAAGUUCAUUUUUUACGCUGGCAAUUGUAAGGUUUGUCGAGAUGAUUUUUUUAUCUAUGGUUCGUAGGGGUGUGAGACGGAAUAUUGUCUUUAGGUUUGAUAUUAUUUGAGUGAGAAUUACUUACAAUUGCUGACGUUGUUUUAAAAGGUAUACUUAUAGUAUUUUGGCUUAACUAAGCUCCACACUAGGAUUUUCUCCUGUGUCGUGGGUGCGUUUACAAACAUACAAGUUCACAUACACAUGACACUCAGACCCAAAACAACAAUAUGUGGGUCACACAUGUUGUAUUGUUUAACAUAAGAAUAGAUAUUUGCAGUUUACGUAUAAAGAAUUGAAUAUUACGCAAUGUCUAUUGUUAAUUCAUAUUAUUUGUUGCGGGCAAUACUGGUAUUAAGUCAAAAUAUUGUAAGUAUACCUUUUACAUAUGUCUAUUUGUCAUGGAUGACUGAUAUUAUUCUGUAACCAUUAUGCAUUUAGCUCAAUAGUUAAACCUGGAGUAUUACACGAACAAACAUAUAUUAUUAUUAUUAUAUCAUUAUGUAUUAUCCUUAUAUAAUUAAGUAGAAGUACGCGUCCAUAGGCCCGCAUUAUACGCAUCGCACGCAACGGAUUUUAGUUUGUCUUGUGUAGAAACUCAUACAACUGCGUCUACUGAUCCGCAUCGUACGGACCGCAUCAUCAGCAAUGCGUACUGAUGACGUCAUACGGAAUGCGUACGAUGCGUACGAUGGGAGCCUGUGGACGCUUACCUUAAUGCGUCAUUAUUGAUAUUAUUAAUUCGUUUUAUUUAUAAAUAUGUAUUUCAUAGAGUUGUUUAUUUAUGUCUGUGAACAUUUUAAACUAGUGUUGGGUCACGAUUAUUCAAACUAGUUUUUAUCGAUACUUGAUUUCGAAAAGUUACGUAAAAUCGAUGCCAAUAAAACAUUUUAGAAGGGAUGUCCCUCUUGUUUUGUGAGUAGACAUAUAUUUAAACUUAUACAUUUUUAUAAAACAGUUAUAUACGCCAUGUUUUUAGAUUGUUUUGUAAACGUCAAGUAAUUGAAUAUUUCCUAUUGAUGGCUUUGUAAUAUAAACGUGUGGGUCGAGCCGUGGAUUGUUAGGAGCAAAAUCUUAGUUGAACUCGACAUUCGAACAUUUUUUAACUUUAUAUUAAUACUCUAUAUUAAACUUGAAAGAUAUUAAAAGUUUUUAUAUGAAAUGACGGCGGAAUUUCGCACUUAUGUCCAGUUUAGCUAAGAUUAAAAUCCUUUAAAGCUUAAAUAAGCAUUAAGUAAUGAGAUAUUAUGUCCAUUGUAAGCUAAGACCUAUUUAAAUAUCUUUCAUGUUAACAAUGUAAACGGACAUUCUUUAAUGUGAAGUUUUCAUUGAAUCGUACAGUUAUGGUAACAAGUCAUCCGCCUCACUUAAGUCACUAAAGCUAGAUAAUGUAAUGAAGCAAUAAUAAGGAAACGAAUAGAAGGGAAUCUAUGGAAUCGUAUGUUUAUUAGUUGUUUCUCGUCUGUCGUGGUAGUGUAAUGUAAUAAAUAACGAUACAACGUGAAAGCGGGCACUAGUGAAGUUUCUUUACACAAGAAACAAACACAUUGAACUUCAUAAACCUCUCGUAAAGAUUGUGAAUAAUAAAUCGUCGCACAAACAAUUGGAAAAACUUUUUCGUCUUACUGUACAUUGCCAAUUCACUUCCAAUAUAAACUAGUGUAAGUAUUGAUGCAUUUUGAUGUAUAACUUUUAUUGUUAUUGAAUAUUUCGAUGCCUAUUGUCAUUUUUUGAGGCUGAACGCGUGUGGAAGGGUACGGUUUAUUCAAUUUUCGGCUCUAUCGUUCUAAAAAUAAGGUUGUUAUGAGCCAUUUAGCGUAAGGAGGGCUAAUAGAAAUAUUAGAAGUCUCGCGUAACUGAUAUUCUUAAAAAUAUAAUUGACAAUUUAUUACGGGUUUUGAUAAAUGUUCCAAACUUGGCUUUUGUAAGCCGUUAACAAAAGAAUUAGUCGUUAAGGAGCUAUUUACUAACAUUAGUAGUUAUAAUAAAUGCUUGCGAUACUAAACAUUAGAACAUGGUAUGCGCAUAGUCGGCCGCCUCUGCAUUUGCGGGUUGAAAAAAUUAGGUUAGACGUAGGGGACAAUUUGUUUAAAAUGUGGUUGGUUGGAUGUCGGCCCUUCGGGUAAAACGGGCCUACGGAGUAUGAACAGUGGGGUCUUUUUGAUAAAAUAAUUAGAUAGAAAAUCGAUGUAAGAAUCGGACGGUGAUUUCAAAUUACGUGUGUCGACGGACACAAAUUCCUAUGACAUGCAAUAAUAUCGACUCCAUUUGUGUUGAAAUGAAAAUAUUUUUAUAAAUCUCUCGCCGCCUCUGCCACACGCUUUCAUUAUUCGCCUCCCAUUUUUAAUCGUCAUUCAGGCUUCACCUUGCACCCUGAACAUUCGUCGCCAUCUUGAAUUAACGGAAACACACGAAUGUUUACGGAAACUGCCGAAGUGUAGUGCCAAGAUUAGCCAUGCAAGGGUAAUUGUGUAAGGCAAGUCAUCACGCUACAAUAUUUCUUUAUUUUUUAUUCGCACAAAGUAAUUGGUUCACUCGUUCAUUCAAUUAUUUAUUUUGUGUUGCAACACUGAGUUUGAGGGUUGCUAACUGACUGGCUGUGAGUUUAAAAAUCAUUUAGAAUUUUAUAUGAGGAUGCACAAAUAGUUUAUUUAUUUUAUGCUUUUGUAAUUGAAUUCUUACAUCGGGAAAUUUUUAAACAUUCAGCCAUUUUGUUUUUGAAUGAAUGAAUGAAUGAUUGAACUGAACGAGUGACCCGUUCAAUGCUUCGACGCUCCUAUUCGAUAUAAGCAAUCCAUUCAGAUAUUGACUUUACAACGAAUAUAAUUGUUAUUAUGAAGUAAUCCUACGUUUGUUGUAGCGAAUUACUGAAAUACUUUUAUUAUUACUUAAUUAUUUAAAGCUUUUUUUAUGAAUGAAUUGCUCAGAGUCAUUUAAUGGUUACUUAACUCAGUCCUUAGUGAUUCUUUUCGAUACAAAAUCGUUACUAAGGAAUAGUUUAAGUAAUCAUUAAAUGUCUCUGAGUACGACAGUAAAACUUUGUAAAUCUUUUUUAAACAUGAUUAUGAUGGAAUGUAAAGAAAAGAGCUUGUAUUGUACUAUGACUCAAUUUUGUAUUGUUACUUAUUUAAUUAAAUCAUGUUUUUUCUAUCAAUUAUUUUGUUUGUUAGAAGCUAGAAUAUAUUAAGUUGCACAUAAGCUAGUGUUACCAUCCAUAAUGCAUUUUUUUAUAUAAGUUGUUAAUAUUUUUUUAGUCUUGCAAGUUGUAAAGUCAAUGUUGGAAUAUAAUUAAGUUGAGCACUUACUUCUUGACGAGUUGCCUCAACGAUGCUCAACUCGGGAGCUCAAAUUGUACAGGUUUUUUAGUAUUCCUUACUUUUAGGGCGAAAAUCAUUGACCUGUGUUAUCUGUGAACAUUCGUAGACCUUAUACGUGACAGUUUAACGUACAUUGACGGUUUUUUUACUUUAUUACUCUGAUACAUUGUGAAUUUUUCAUACUAAGACGGUAAUGUACGUUAAAAUGUCACUUCAUUUUGUAUACUUGUAUAUGGUAAUGUAUAAAAGACAUUGAUAUGAUAUGAUUGCCAAUGUAUUCUUAUGAUAAAUAGCCUAUAGUGUCAAUAACUGUGGUGAAUCAAAUAAUUAAUUUGUUCAUACGACGUUCACAGAUGACAGAUUUUUUUGAAUAAGCAUUUAAGCAAAAGUGUGUGUUGUCACCGAAUUUUUGUAAGAAUUUAUAUAUAAUAAUAUUAAUUAUUAUUAUAAAUUAGAAUCAUACCUGUAUCAUACUCAUUUGAUGCAUUUUCGACUAAGUGUAUUGAAGUGCAGUGGCAUGAUGCGCAAAUAAGUUUCAAGUUCGAUUACCCACAAAAAAAACAAUGAACUGUUUUAAAUAAUACUUUUUGGUACAAAAUUCAAUGAUUUUUGUAUUUUCAAAGACUUUUUUUAGUAAAUUUUCUAUUUUUAGUACGUCGUUGUAACGUUGCGUGUCGUGCUACUGCAACGCGUUGCGCGCUCGGUUGCAAUGCAACCGCGUAGCGUUGCUGUAUUUAGCUUGAUAGAGUUAUGGUUAGCUUUCCUUCAUACUGUUAGUCGUUAUUGCAGUAUUUUGAUGCAAAUAUUAUUAUUUAAUAAGCAUAUUCGUAAUAAAUUGACUCCGAUAUAGAA
Molecule: messenger RNA, 7845 nt
Organism: Spodoptera frugiperda (fall armyworm)
Lineage: Eukaryota; Metazoa; Arthropoda; Insecta; Lepidoptera; Noctuidae
Gene: Gprk2
Product: G protein-coupled receptor kinase 2
Exons: 13
Coding region: 471-2339 (622 amino acids)
Biological process (GO): protein phosphorylation; regulation of signal transduction; signal transduction
Cellular component (GO): cytoplasm
Molecular function (GO): G protein-coupled receptor kinase activity; ATP binding
Source: RefSeq, a predicted model, not a curated record